AUGAUUGAAUGUAUCGAGAAUUACUUAAAAACCUUUAAGGAGAAGGAAAACAUGUAUGUGAAGAAAAAAGUGUCCAUCAUUGGGUCCCCCCUGUCGGCUGGACAACCCUUGGGAGGAGUGAACCUGGCUUGUGACAAUUUGAGGAUGCUCGGUUUGCACAAGGUGAUAGAGUCCUUGGGUUGGAGUUACGAAGACGUUGGAAAUGUUAGCACUGGGGGAAGUAUUAGCAGCGAUGGAAGUAUUGCAGGGAAUGAUAUCGACGGGACGAUGACAGACGAGCAGACCGAAAUGGACGGAACGCAAAGCUCGCACAACAGCAGCUCUGCACACACGGAAUACCAUCACGGAAUGGAAAAAAUGAACGGAGACAUAAAAUUAAACCACUCCUCCAAUAGCAAAGAUAAUGUCAAUUGGGAAAAUCAUAGCGACAUUAAUCAUCACAAGGGGGAAGGAUGCAUAACCAGAAAGUGCGUACAAAAUAACUACUAUAAUAAUAUAAAAAAUGUUGAAAUUAUUGGAAAAUUUAGUGAAAAAUUAUUUCGCGCAAUGAGUAAAGAAUUGAGGAAGAAAAAUUUUGUAUUAAACAUUGGAGGUGACCACAGCGUUGCAUUUCCUAGCAUUCUGAGCUCUUUGCAAUUUUACCCAAAUUUAAGAGUCGUAUGGAUAGACGCCCAUGGAGACAUUAACAUCCCGGAGACCUCUCCCUCAGGAAAUUAUCAUGGCAUGGCAUUAGCUCACACCAUAGGGCUCUUUAAAAACAGAGCGCCAUUCUUCGAGUGGUCUGAAAAUCUUACAUAUUUAAAACCAGAAAAUGUGGCUAUCAUCGGAAUACGAGAUAUUGAUAUAUAUGAGAAAAUUAUUUUAAAAAAAUGUAACAUUAAUUAUUACACAAUCUUUGAUAUUGAAAAAAAUGGCAUAUACAAUACCAUCUGUACAGCUCUUAACCUACUAGAUCCUGAGGAAAAUUGCCCCAUACACGUAUCCUUCGACAUUGAUAGUGUCGACAGUUUCUUCGCUCCAGGAACUGGAACCAUUGCAAAGGGGGGCCUAAAUUACAGAGAAAUUAAUUUAUUAAUGAAAGUCCUGGCAGACACAAGGCGCGUCGUUUCAAUGGAUUUGGUAGAAUAUAACCCAUCUCUCGACGAAAAUGAUAAAAAGGUUCACGGCGAUUCCUUGCCCAUUUCGGAGUAUGCCACAAAAACGGGCAAGCUUUGUCUGGAGCUUAUUGCCAGGGUUCUCGGCAACGACAUCGUCUAA
Plasmodium coatneyi is the source of this 1257-nucleotide messenger RNA. Its product is annotated as Arginase. The transcript has a single exon. The record is from RefSeq and is a predicted model, not a curated record. Gene Ontology annotation, molecular function: arginase activity; manganese ion binding. The coding region runs from base 1 to 1257 and encodes 418 amino acids. Gene Ontology annotation, cellular component: cytoplasm; nucleus; cytosol. NCBI's taxonomy places the organism in Eukaryota, Apicomplexa, Aconoidasida, Haemosporida, Plasmodiidae.